AUGAGAAAAAAACCUAACCAUAUUUCUUUCUCUACUAGUUCAACACAAGACACAAUUUUCAAACCCAGACUUCUUCAGCUGGAAUGCCAUUUUACCUGGGCUCUGAACAAAAAUGAUGCAGAUCUCACUGACCUUCUGAACAGGCUAGAAGAACAGCUUAACCUGGAUCUUGGAGGAGAGGCAGGAGUUGCACGCGCACACAGCUAUAUGGGAUUUGUGAAAUUUCUUCUUGGCUCCAAUACUGAGGCUCUCAGCAACUUUGAGAGAUCUGUAGAGCUCACAAAGUCUCAUGGAAAUGACUGUGACAAGUUGCUUGUUGUUGCUUAUGGAGAUCUUGCAUGGUUAUACUAUCACAUGGGUAAUUUCACAGAGUGUGAAAGCUACUUGAGUAAGCUGAGCGAGAUUAAAGUGAAAUAUCCAUCUGUCCCAUAUGCUGAGGUGCUUGGAGAAAAAGGAUGGACAUUACUUAAGUUUUCUCGCAAAUAUUAUGAAAGGGCUAAAGAGUGCUUCAAGAAGGCCCUGGAGCUGGAACCAGAGGAGGGUGAAUGGAAUAGCGGCCUUGCUAUUGUUCUGUAUCGGCUGGAGUAUAUACUCCAAGAGUCAGCGGCGUCAAAUGAAACUUCAACUGAAAAUUCAAUUGAUCAGCUUAGACGGGCCAUAGCCACGAACCCAGAUGAUGAUGUUCUUAAGGUUCUGCUUGCUCUUAGAUUGGCUGCUCACAAGAAGCGCAAUGAGGCAGAGAGCCUAGUGGAGGAAGCCUUAGAGAGCUCUCCAGAACAUCCACAUGUGAUUCGAUAUGUUGCAAAGUUUUUGCGGAAUCAAGGGUCUGUGGACAGGUCUAUUGCCCUCCUAAAGAGAGCAUUAGAGAAAGUGACCAAUGCAGCCUUUAUACACCAUCAGCUGGGGCUUUCCUAUAAGAAAAAGAUCCAGAAUCUGAGGUUUGCAGGAAGCCACCACAAAAAAGGUGCUGAAAUUAAGCAAGCUCAAGAGCAGUGCAUCUACCAUUUGGAGAUGGCGACCGAACUGAAGACUGGCUUCAUCCUUGCUAUGAGCGAUCUGGCCCUCCAGUAUGGGGCGAAGCGGGAUAUGCAGAGAGCAGAAGAAAUGUUCCAGAAUACAUUUCAGACAGCUAAAGAAAGAAAUGAGGGCUGCCAGUAUGUUCAUCUCUGUUAUGCAGAAUUCCAGCAGUACAGUAUGAAAUGUGAGCCUGCUGCCAUCAAACACUACACUGAAUGUCUGACUUUAAAUCCAAAGACAUGUCAUGGGAAGAAAAGUGCUGGAAGUCUGAAAAAGAUUGCAAAGAGAAGAAUUGAGAACAACCCAGAGGACGGAGAGGCCUUUGGAAUACUUGGAAUAAUUCAUAAGGAACAAGGAGAAAAGCAACAAGCCAUAGAGUGCUUUGAGAAAGCGCUGAGUUGUGAAGACAAUGAGGAUUAUCUCAGUCAUCUUUGUGAACUUCAGAUUUCAAUCCAGUAAUAUUUUUUAAUUAAUAACCUGUUUGAUAUAUAGCCGAUUACUUGCACAUUCAUGAUAGUUAAUGGUGACUGUAUGCUAUCUGAAAUUUUAGAUUAUAUAUUCUUCUUCUGGCUGCUCCCGAUUUGGGGUCGCCACAGCGGAUCAUCUCAUCUCAUCUCUUCUCAUUAUCUCUAGCCGCUUUAUCCUUCUACAGGGUCGCAGGCAAGCUGGAGCCUGUCCCAGCUGACUACAGGCGAAAGGCGGGGUACACCCUGGACAAGUCGCCAGGUCAUCACAGGGCUGACACAUAGACACAGACAACCAUUCACACUCACAUUCACACCUACGGUCAAUUUAGAGUCACCAGUUAACCUAACCUGCAUGUCUUUGGACUGUGGGGGGAAACCGGAGCACCCGGAGGAAACCCACGCGGACACGGGGAGAACAUGCAAACUCCACACAGAAAGGCCCUCGCCGGCCCCGGGGCUCGAACCCAGGACCUUCUUGCUGUGAGGCAACAGCGCUAACCACUACACCACCGUGCCGCCCCAUAGCGGAUCAUUCGUCUCCAAAUUUAUAUAUACCGUAAAAUACCAAAUAAUAGCCGAGUUCCAAUUAACCGCCGAGUUCCCUUUAACGGCCGGGUGUACGCGUGUGUUGUGACAAAUAAAGGCCGGUUCCGAAUACUCGCCGGGGUCUAAAAAAAAAAAAAAAAGCGUCCGAACGUUCUAUCUAGAAUCUUGAGGCCCAGCACUUUUCUGGUUUUCUGGUGUUUAAACGAUUUUGCAUUGCAUAGUUUUCUACCGAAACAAUAUGAAUGAAAUUAUUUCUAUAAUACUGCUUACAACAUUUUGUUACGCAGGGGUGAUAGCGUUCCGGCGCGCCGUGGCUGGGGGAAAAAAAAAUCUAGU
This is a messenger RNA of Neoarius graeffei (lesser salmon catfish), 2366 nucleotides long. RefSeq names its product interferon-induced protein with tetratricopeptide repeats 5-like. Gene Ontology annotation, biological process: defense response to virus. NCBI's taxonomy places the organism in Eukaryota, Metazoa, Chordata, Actinopteri, Siluriformes, Ariidae. The transcript is spliced from 2 exons. Bases 1 to 1476 code for a protein of 491 amino acids. The record is from RefSeq and is a predicted model, not a curated record. Gene Ontology annotation, molecular function: protein binding. Gene Ontology annotation, cellular component: cytosol.